Xyrichtys novacula (pearly razorfish) is the source of this 5674-nucleotide messenger RNA. Lineage: Eukaryota; Metazoa; Chordata; Actinopteri; Labriformes; Labridae. The record is from the annotation of a GenBank genome assembly.
AUGACCGAGUUAAGAUGUCGAAAAACGGCGGUGACCGUGGAGGGAGACGGAGAAGAAGAGGAGGAGCCGAAAACCGAAAACCGAGAGGAGCAGAGUUCAGGUGAGUGAGGCUAAAGUUAGCCGUGUGCUAAUCAACACCAUUCAGGUCAGCUAACAGAGAAGACAAACUGUAACUUCAGUCAACUCUGACAAAAACAAACAUGAAGCUUUUGUAACACCUGUACAGGUGUGAACGGACCGGUGAACCCAGAGGAUGAUGGGAAUGUUUCUGAGGAUGGAGCAGGUAACAAGGAGGAUGAAGGUGAAGAGGAGGAUGAGAGGAUGAAAAAGGAGGAAUUAAACACACCUGAGACAACAGAGACACCUGUCAAAGGAGCCAGAAAGUCCUUUGCAUGUAAGUCCCCUUAUUACUAUUAUUAUUAUUAUUAUUAUUAUUAUUAUUAUUAUCUGUUGGUGCACAAAUCAAGGGUGCAAAUACAUCUACUGUUACUGCUGCUUAAAGGGAUAUUCUGGCAUUAAAUUAAUUUAGUGUCAAACCCACCGUAACACCGAGUCAGACCCCCCCUCCAGAGAUGAAUGUUGUCAACCGCUUCCUUCUCUAGUUAUACCAACUUUAGUAACGACCGCAGGAUAGAAAUACAGAGAGCCACGCCCCCAACCAAAACGCCACUCUAUAGCCACAAAUAAUGCUCAGAACAGCACCUAACUUCAUCAACAGGACAUAUAGGGUCACAGCCAUAGUACUAGACACCAAACAUCUUUUUAACUUUGACUCAUUUCUUUAGCAAAGAGACUAAACACAACUCACCUACUCUCUUCCAGCAGACGCUUGUUUGUAGUGAGACCUCAGGCCAGUCCAUUACAGACUACAGCGGGGUGCCGCAGCUCAAGGAAGAACAUUUAUGAUCAUUUCUUCACGGAAAUACAAUCAGACCGAGACGCUAAGACAGAAGAACUACAGCGUCUGUAAAAUGAUUAAUAUGGUGAUUAUUACUUCAAGGAAAUGAUAAAGAAAUGAUCAUAAAUGUUCUUCCUUGAGCUGCGGCACCCCGCUGUAGUCCGUAAUGGACUGGAUAUAUCAUAUAUAUUUAUUUCAUGUUUAGCGCUGUGUUGAGAAAUUUUAUGUAGACAGCUGCAAAGAAGCUUCUUACCUACUUCUGCUGUAAAACAACAUUUACACCAGUAACCACGUUAAACAAUGAGCUGAGUGUCUCUUAUUUUACUGUGCAGCAUUAAAACAAAGAGAUUAACUUGUGCACAAUCCUGAUCAUUAAAUGUGAAGUAUCAGAAAUAUUCACCAUGACCUCUAAUAUUUCCGUAUCUCGACCUCUCAGCAGGCUUCCUGCAGCGUCUGGUGAGGGUGUUCUUCGGUUGUCUGGCGGCAGUUGCCUGCGGGAUGCUGUACGCCGUGUAUCUGUCGACAUAUCAUGACAGGAAGUUCUGGUUUUCCACCAGACAGGUGUGUGUUUGUUGUUGCUCUGCCUUCUCUGUGUUUCCUCUCUGCUGCUUCAACAACAUGAAUCUUAAACAUGAACUUUUCCCAGGAGCUGGAGCGGGAAAUCACCUUCCAAGAAGGCAGCGGGCUUUAUUAUUACUAUUAUAAGCACCUGCUGACGGCGUCAUCUUUCGAAAGAGGUACGAAUAUCCUUCUGUGUCUCCUUAGAGGAAGACAAACGCAGAGAAAUGAACAAUCACUUCAGUCUAAAAGUCUGAACUCACUCUGAUGUUCGUCUGUUAGGAUUCUACGAGCUGACGCUGGAUAACAACACGGUUUCAGGUCAAACCAUCAACGCGGUGGAGAGUCUGUCUCUGUAUCCAGAGCUCAUCACAAGUUUCUUGUACAGAGUCACGGGCAGCCAGGUGAACGUCUCUCUGCUGUUUGAAGUUUCUGAAUGAAGGUGAAAGAAGAGUGACAGGGAGAGAGAGAGAGUCAUGAUAUGUAAACACAGACAGGUGUUAAACAUGAACUCACAUCCUGCUGCUCUAAUACUCUGUGUUUAUCUGACAUGAUUGAUGAACACGCUGACGUUUCCGUCUGUGCCCGCAGGAUGUCAUAGAGCCGAUCUACUUCUACGUCGGAGCGGUUUUCGGCCUCCAGGCGGUCUACGUCACCGCCCUGUUUGUGUGCAGCUGGGUGAUGAGCGGCACCUGGGUCGCUGGUAUGUUGGCUGUAGCCUGGUAUGUGAUCAACAGGUGAGAGGGCGUCCUUCCUGCUGCUCCAGCCUCACAGCAUUUUAGUGUCUCUUAUACUUUUAUAAACCUUCAGCGGGUUUUUUUCCUCCUCAGACCAGAUACGACUAAAGUGGACCAAGCCAUUCCUCUGAGGGACAACUGGGCCCUGCCUUACUUCUCCUGCCAGGUCGCUGCUCUGACCGGAUUCCUGAGUAAUAACAUCACCUCUGCUGCGGAGGUGAGCCUCCUCCUUCAUAUCCACGCUGAGCACACAGCUGAAAACACUCCCUGAAAAUACACGACCUUUAUUUCUCUCUAGAUGUUCUGCUAUCUCACCAUGAGUGCCACCACCUUCACCUUCCUGCUGGUGUGGGAACACAGUCACUACGUGCUCUUCAUCCAGGGCCUCUGCCUUUUCCUGCUCGACUCUUUUGACUUGGUGCCGACGCGGAAGGUAGCAGUCCUGCUAAAGCUCAACAGCCCAUCAGUUUGUCCCGCAGAAACGUUUCUUCACCUUGUUCUUUUUCUGUUAUUUCUCCAAAGAUGGCCGACAUUCACAAGGUGUACCUCAGCUCCUUGUUCUUGGCCUACUUGUUCCAGUUUCAGAACCCGGCGCUGCUCAGCUCUCCUCUGCUCAGCCUCAUGAUCGGCUCAGUGCUCGCGAGGUACUUCCAGGUAGAGUUAGCUGCUCCCUCACUUUAGCGCUCAGCUCCAAAUACACGGUUUAGUGACAGCAGACCACGCUGACGAAUUUUACCAUGAAAGAUCUUCAGUUUGACAUGUUUGAAAUCCAGAGUAGCUCUUCUUAAAUGUUGUCUUCUGCUUCUCUAUCGCAGCAAAAGAUGAAAGUGGGACCUCUAGUGGCCAGAGUCAUGAAACUGUUACUACACUUCCACCUGGUCUUCACGACAGGAAUCACCUUCAGUUAUUUAGUGAAGGUAAAACCACUUUAUGACACUGUUAAAGGGAUAUUCCGGCGUAAAUUUAAUUUAUGGUCAAACCCACCGUAACACAGAGUUAGACUCCGCCUCCAGAGAUGAAUGUUGUCGACCGCUUGCUUCUCUAGUUAUACCAACUUUAGUAACGACCACAGGAUAGAAAUACAGAGAGGUCUGAGGACCUUAAAUUAACUUUACACCCGAAUAUCCCUUUAAGUCCUGAAUCUGUAGUGACAAACUUCCUAACGACGUCCUUUUUUAACAGAAACUUUUACCUGUAAGUGAGAGCGAUUUCAUAUUGAAAUUCCUCGAGGUGAAAUUUGGACUCAACGCGACAACGUGAGUGAGAGUUUAGAUCGACCUGAAAAUGAAUGUUUUCACUGAAUCUCCGUUUCCUCUUUAAAUGAAUCUCGUGUGUUUUUCUCUUUUCUUCUGUCAGUGACUUUGUCCCAAACUUCCUCAUGUGCCAAGAGAGUUUACAGACUCCCAGUCAAGACUUGUUUCUUCGCCUGACGCAGGCCUCAGUCCUCCCCUUCUAUCUGCUGGUGCUCUCUGUGUGUCUGCUGUCCACUCUGCAGACCAUCUACAGGAGACUCAGGUGAGAGACGUCUGCGGCGUCAUGGAUCGGUUCAGCUGCUUUGGAAACAUUUGUAAAUGAGUUGUUGUUGAAAUUUUCUGCAGUGGUCAGCUGAUGCAAACUAACCUGAAACUUGAAGACGGGCGAAUAGGAGAGCAGCCGGAGGUCAUCUAUCACGUGUUUCAUACUUUGAUUUUCGGAGGCCUGGCUCUGCUCUUCGACGGGUGAGCCGUGUUGAUGGUUUGAGUUUCUGACGUUCAUUAAUAAAAGUCUCUACGGCACAGCCGGACAGUGACGCUGUUGUUUUCUUGCAGGAUGAAGUAUUUAUGGACCCCGUAUGUCUGCAUGUUUACAGCGUUCGGCGUUUGUUCUCCAGAACUCUGGAUGACUGUUUUUAGGUGGCUGAAGCUGAAGUCCAUCCACCCUGUGGUUCUGGUGAGUUUACACUGAAAUUCAGAAAGUGCAGGAAUCCUUAAUGAACUGAAAAUGAAGGCAAACAUCCUCUGGAGGUCUCAUUAGAUCCCAGUCUUUAAACUACAGCAGAAUUAAACAUGUUGACAUACUGAGCGUCUCUCUUUUUAACCCCGUCAGUCUCUGAUCCUGAGCACAGCCGUCCCCACAAUCAUCGGCUUCAGUUUGUGGAGAGAGGUGAGACUCUGAACUCUCGGUCAUUUCACUCUCAUCACACCUCCGUUGGUCCUAACUGCCCCCCCUCUGUCCCGCAGUACUGCCCACGUGUCUUAGCGGAGCUGUCCGACCUCCCUGAGUUCUAUGACCCGGAUACAGUGGAGCUGAUCAGCUGGGUCAGGUGGGUCCUCUGAUAGUUCUGGUGCUGGUUUUUACAGAAUAGAAUAGAAUAUUCCUUUAUUGAUCCUCCAUGGGGGAAAUGUUUUGUCACAGCAGCGUCACAGACAGAGAGUGCAAAAAUGCAGUUAUAAAAAUAAAGAUCCUAAUAUUAAGAACUUAAAUAAAUGUAAUAAUUAAGAAAAAAAUUUAGAAAAAGGAAAAAGGGAGAAGAAAAAUAAAACUAUCUACAAUGCCAGAAAAAAGUGAUGGUGUAAAUCCAGUUAUUAUUACAGUUCGUUGUAAAUAUUUUAUGCUUGUGUCCCUUUAGGCCUUGGCUGUUGUGUCUAACUUUGCGGUCUGGGGUCUUGCAGGUCUCAGGCGCCCCUCACGGCGGUCUUUGCAGGCAGCCCUCAGCUCUUAGGAACAGUCAAGUUGUGUUCGGGUUCAGCCGUGACCACUUUACCGCUUUACUCUGACGUCAACCUGCUGAGGAGGACUGAAGAUGUGAGUGAGAUGAUAACUUUGGCUCACAGAGAGAAGACCGCUUUGAUUCAUGAACACCUUUCGUUUCUUCUUCUCAGACGUACCAGGUGUACGCCAUGAGAUCCGCCGAGGACAUCUACAAGAUUCUGACCGCUCAGAAGACAAACUACUUCAUCAUUGAGGAGUCCAUCUGUAACGAGCUGAGUCUGGUUCGAGGCUGCAGGAUCAAAGACCUUCUGGAUAUUUCCAACGGACACGUGAGGACUCGGUUUUUUGAAGGUUUGGGGUUAAAAAUGUGAAUCUGCAGUUUUUUAGACUUGAGGAAGACUUCAAAUCAAAGACGCCUGCUUAUCGUACACAUGAUGUAGAGUAACACCAUGAUUGUUUACCUGCCUGGAGCGCUCACCUGUAAACUGAUGUCAGUAUUACUGUAGUUUAAAGGGAAAGUCUGACAUUUUUGUGAAUCCUGAAAGUCGAGGGAUCUGCUUCGUCUUCAGUGAGACACAGACGACGUUCUCAUGUUCUCUCUCUCUGACCUUUUGUCUCCGUCCAGGUCGUUUACGAUAAAGGAGAGAUGUACUCGUUCUCCAAACACGGACGAUUCUGCCAGGAGAUUAAAAUGAACUACUCGCCCUACACAAACUACUUCACUCGAGUUUUCUGGAACCGCUCGUACCACAUCUACAAAGUCAACUCUGUCAUCUCUUUUCAGUACUGA